Messenger RNA from Galeopterus variegatus (Sunda flying lemur), 887 nucleotides. It is a transcript of the gene HSBP1L1, whose product is annotated as heat shock factor binding protein 1-like 1. Gene Ontology annotation, cellular component: nucleus; cytosol. Gene Ontology annotation, biological process: cellular heat acclimation. Gene Ontology annotation, molecular function: transcription corepressor activity. NCBI's taxonomy places the organism in Eukaryota, Metazoa, Chordata, Mammalia, Dermoptera, Cynocephalidae. The transcript has 4 exons. The coding region runs from base 26 to 253 and encodes 75 amino acids. The record is from RefSeq and is a predicted model, not a curated record.
GCCCCCCGCGGCGACCCGGUUCCCCAUGGACACCCGCGGACGCGAGGCCCCCGGUGCGGCGCUGCGGAGCGCGGCAGAAAAUCUACUUCAGGAGCUUCAAGAACAUUUUCAAGCUCUGACUGCAACAUUAAACCUCAGAAUGGAAGAAAUGGGAAGUCGUAUUGAGGACUUACAGAAGAAUGUAAAUGACCUAAUGGUGCAAGCUGGGAUUGAAGAUUCUAUUAAAGAACAAAUGAGGUGUCCUGAGUCCUGAGGUCGCCCUUCACUCCACUCCACUCCGUAGAAGUAAUUACUAAAGAAAGGCACCAAGAUGAAACUUAAGCUCGUUUUGUAGGUUAUAUAGAGAACCUUUCAAAUAAUCACUCCUUCUCUUCGAGCCAAAGUAAUAUAGAGCUAUUAUCUUCUAAAAAAGAGGUCAGUUAUAGUCUCUCAUUCAAAAAAAAUAACAUUAUUCCUGUGUAUUACAAAUCAUAUUCUUCAUACAAAACUCAAAAUCACCUGUAAUUCUGCCACCAAUGAACAACUCUUAAACUUUUCUUUAUGCAUACAAUUCUCACAGUUGAUCAUAUUGCUUAUAAUCUAAUAUCCUGCUCUCUUUUCCUAUCAUAAACAUUUUUCCCAUGUGAAAAUUUUGUGCACACUUUUUUUCUUUGGCUUCCUAGUAUUCUAUCAUGGCUGUAACAAGCACUUUAGGUUACAGGUUAACUAUUUUCUUGGACAUUGACGUUGUUUCCCCCUUCCAUACUAUUAUAAAUAACGCCAUAAUUCAGUUAUCCAUGAAUUUGUGCUUAUUUCAUUAGGGUAUGAGAUAGGUAGUUCAGUUGGUUAGAGCACAGCCUUAUCACUGCAAGGCACAAGGUCAUGGGUUCGGAUCCCUGUACAGCCAG